Molecule: messenger RNA, 1313 nt
Organism: Culex quinquefasciatus (southern house mosquito)
Lineage: Eukaryota; Metazoa; Arthropoda; Insecta; Diptera; Culicidae
Product: trypsin-7
Exons: 5
Coding region: 1-1269 (422 amino acids)
Biological process (GO): proteolysis
Molecular function (GO): serine-type endopeptidase activity
Source: RefSeq, a predicted model, not a curated record
AUGAUUCGUUCAUUGCUAAUCAUUGCUGCUUUCGCUGCACAAACGACUGUCGAAUCUCGGAUCGUCAAUGGAAAGGUAGUCGACAUCCGGGACUAUCCACACCAGGUAGCCUUGUUGGACCCAACUGACCCGGAGGAUGGUCAAUUCUGUGGUGGCUCCAUAAUUGCGGAACGUUGGGUCCUGACCGCUGGCCACUGCGUUUGGUCGCUCCUAGUCUCACAGCUCGCUAUCCGAGCUGGAUCGUCAUACCACGCCCGUGGAGGUCAGCUAAUCGCCGUGACACGGAAGGUCAUCCAUCCCGACUACAACAGCGUGACUUUCGACAGGGAUUACGCCCUGUUGAACCUGGCAAAACCGUUGGCCUUGAACGAUAAUGUGGCCAUCGCCAACCUUGCGGACGCUGGUGAAGCCUUCCAGCCUGGAACUGUUUGUACCGUCAGCGGAUGGGGCAUGACGCUGUACAACGGGCCGGCGCACCAGCUACGGGCCGUCGAUGUACCGAUUGCCGACCACGAUCGGUGUCGUAGGAAUUACGAUUCGAAACAUGUCGUUACAAGUUAUAUGCUUUGCGCGGGAUAUGACGCAGGUGGGAAGGAUGCUUGUUUGGGUGAUUCUGGUGGUCCGUUGACCUGUUUCGGGAAGGUGGCCGGAGUUGUGUCCGUCGGAUGGGGAUGUGCCGCUAGAGAUUUGUACGGAAUUUAUGCUGACGUAGCGAAAGCACGUGACUGGAUUCAAUCCCAGAUUAAUGCAUUGGCUGCUGCUGUAGCAGUUCGCGCUGCAUCCCCGGAUGAGUUUCGCAUCUACAACGGUCAAACCGCCUACAUCCGGAACAUCCCGCACCAGGUAGCCCUGCUGAACGUGUCCAAACCUGCCACGAAUCAGCACUUUUGUGGUGGAUCCCUGAUAGGACCUCAGUGGAUCCUAACUGCAGCGCAUUGUGUUGUGAACCAGCUGUACGAUCAGUGGGUGGAGAAUGGACGUAAAAGUUCAGUCCUGAAGGAAGCUACCAUUCCGAUAGCGAACCGUAAGCUUUGCAUCAGAAACUACGCUGGCGCACUGAUAUCCGUCACGGAUAACAUGAUCUGUGCCGGAUUUUUCAACGCUACCAAGGACACUUGCGCAGGUGACUCCGGUGGUCCACUGACCUGCAAGGGAAAGCUGGUUGGUGUAACGUCCUUCGGAAAAGGUUGUUCCGUGAAGAACUACCCCGGACUGUACGCCUCGGUUGCCAAGGCCAGAACUUGGAUCACCCAAGAAACGGGAAUUUGAUACAAAUAUCGCAGAAUAAAGACAACUUGAGCAUCCCAAAAAAA